UCUAAACAUAAUCCUCUGCUGUCAUUCCGGAAGACUCCUCCGUCGGAUGUCGGAAGUCCGUCCGCCGUGAACAGGAAGUGAAGUCACCGCUACGGUAGGGCUGUGUGAGUUAGCGCGAGUCAAAGCGACUUUAUUGAUGAAAGUUCACGUAUUAAAGUGAUUUAAUCGAUCACAGUUUGUUCAUCGACGCCUCAUCUAUAGCUCAGGAGUGUCGCGGUGUCGUCAGAAGCAGCGGAGCGCGGUCACGACGCCUUUAUUCGAGAAACAGAGUGAAAGCAUGAUCUGGAUGUGAUCAUUUCUGGAUGGACUCAGUAUCUGUCGAAUGCUAAUUAGUCAUGUUCAGCGAAUGUGAAAUGACUCUCGUUUGAGCACAAUCCGCUCCGCUUCAGAACGACUCUCACCCGCCGCCGUCAUGUCUCUGCCUGAGGACACAGGGGAUCGUGGGAAGGAGAGGGAGCGCGGGGCCCGGCCCAAAGUGCGUCAGAGCCGCUCCGAGGAGAGACGAGACGGAGGGAGGAGGAAGGGCGGGAGAGGGAAGAAGAAAAGCCACCCGUCGCACGACCUGACCUCCGAGCGACCCGUGAGCGACGGCUUCGAGUACGGAGAUCUGCUGAAUGGCCUGCAGGAGUCCAGCGAAGCCGGCUCGUCCUCUCCGCUGCGGGAGCACAGGAGACGGCAGGUCCUCGGGUCGUCCGAAAGGGUUUCCGCCAGGCUGUCGCUCGGUUCGCCGGCCGCCGACGUCGGCUGCGACACGGAGAGCAAGGCGUCCGGAAGCAGCAGGACGCUUCGGCAAAAGAUCCAGGACGCGGUGGGCCAGUGCUUCCCCAUCAAGACCCACAGCCAAGGCCUGUCCCACUCGCCGUCCACGGCGUCCACGUCCUCGAGGCGUAAGAUCCACCUCAGCGAGCUCAUGCUGGACAGCUGUCCGUUCCCUGCCGGCUCGGAUCUGGCGCAGAAGUGGUACCUCAUCAAACAGCACACGGCUCCCAUUUCUCAAGCGCCCGUCUUGGAUUCCGGAUCCACAUCUGCUGCGCUGGUGUGCGCCGUUACGCCCGUGGAGGACGAGGAGGACCGCUUACGCGAGAGGCGACGGAUAAGCAUCGAGCAGGGAGUCGAACCGCCGCCCAACGCCCAGAUCCACACCUUCGAAGUGACGGCGCAAAUCAACCCGCUGUAUAAACUGGGACCCAAACUAGCUCACGGGAUGAACGAGUUAGCCGGGGACGAGCGUGCGACGCUGCACCAGCUGCUUCUUCAGAGCUGCUUGGACACGCUAGACGAGGUCGCCGCGUCAACCACGUCGUCUGAUUUCGAUUUGGGCGCCGCGUCUCCGUCCACGCGUUCCCUAACGGGCGCGACUCUAGUUCAUCCGGACAGUCCCAAAUCGCAAGACGGACACCAUCGCAUCCACACGCAGAUCGAUUACAUCCACUGCCUGGUUCCCGAUCUCCUGCAGAUCACGAACCUGGCGUGCUACUGGGGCGUCAUGGACCGAUACCAGGCGGAGACGCUGCUGGAAGGCAAACCCGAAGGCACGUUCCUGCUGCGCGACUCGGCGCAGGAAGACUACCUCUUCUCGGUCAGCUUCCGGCGGUACGGGCGCUCGCUGCACGCGCGGAUCGAGCAGUGGAACCACAACUUCAGCUUCGACGUCCACGACCCCAGCGUGUUCCACGCGCCCACCGUCACGGGGCUGCUCGAGCACUACAAGGAUCCCAACUCGUGCAUGUUCUUCGAGCCGCUGCUGUCCAACCCCAUCCACCGCUCGCAGCCCUUCAGCCUGCAGCGCAUCUGCCGCGCCGUCAUCAGCAGCUGCACCACGUACGACGGCAUCAACGCGCUGCCGCUGCCCAACGCUCUCAAGGAGCACCUGAAGGAGUACCACUACAAGCAGCGCGUGCGCAUUCGCAGACUUGACACCUGGUGGGAGUGACGUGCGCGUCGGCUCGGGUACGGAGGCGUGAACACGACCGGAAGUGCCACCGCUGAUAUGAAGACGUGAGUGCCUUUCUGAUGAUACUCAUUUUGAGUCUAAGUGCUGUUAGCUCAUCAUCAUGAUGUUGGCAGUUCGUCACAGGGUUCACUGGAGCAAUUAACUGAGUAACACUGAAUCGGCAAGCCUUCGUUAGUUUAGAACAUUUCUCAUGCUUAUCAAAUGUUCCGUUUGGGAGUUACGACCUGUUCACACCAAGAACGAUAACUAUAGCAAACACUAUAACCAUGACUAUAACGUAGACUUAAACGUUGGCUCUGACGCUGAUUGUAUCAAUAUAACGAUGAUGUAAUGUUGACUAUGACAGCAUGACGGUGACUGUAACAAUAUAACACUGACUGUAACGUUGACUAUAGCCCUAUUUGGACAAGACUAGUUUUACAGGGGGUCGUUAGAGAAGGUUGUAAUUCACAGACGUACUUUGCGAUUUUAAUCCCGUCUGAAUGUGCCACAUCUGUGUUUUUCCGACACAACCUCUGUAAUAUUUCCAUAUCAAAUGACCUACUCAGUGAUCAUCUGAGAAAACAAAUCCUGUCCAAAUGCAAAUGUCUGUGAUUGCCAACAAUAUUUUUUUUCACAACGCAUUUCCCUGUGUGACUGACUACUAUACCAAUGUGACCCUGGACCACAAAAUCACUCAUAAGGGUCAAUGUUUUUGAAAUUGAGAUUUCAACAUCAUCUGAAAGCUAAAUAUAUUUAGGCCUUCCAUUGACAUAUGGUUUGUUUAAAAUAGGAAAAAAUUUGGUCGAGAUACAACUAUUUGAAAAUCUGGAAUCUGAGGGUGCAAAAAAAUCAAAAUGUUGAGAAAAUCACCUUUAAAAUUGUGCAAAUUAAAUUCUUAGCAAUGCAUAUUACUAUUUAAAAAUUAGGUUUUGAUAUGUUUACUUAAUAUCCUAAUGAUUCUUGGCAUAAAAGAAAAAUUGAUAGUUUUGACCCAUACAAUGUUACAUUGUUACAGUCAACAGAGUCACAAAUAGAGUCACAAGUAGAGUACGCACAUACAGAGUGUGUGAUCUCUGCAAUGCCCAGCUGUACAAAACAGACCCUCCCACCUCUGUAAUAAACACGGAGAUGUUAGUCCUGUCCGAAUUGGUACAAGAAAAUCACACACAUCAGGUGAUAAGAAUUGAAACUCAGACAUAGAAAACUAGUCCCGUCCAAAUAGGGCUUAUGACAGUGUAAGAUUGACUGUAACGUUGAUUAAAACAAUGUAACGUUGACUGUAUCAAUAUAACAUUGACUGUAGUGUUGACUAUAAUAGUGACUAUAAGAAUGUAAUGGUGACUUUGACAGCGAGUGUAACAUUGACUAUAAUGAUAGUUAUAGCGAUGACUUUAACGCUGACUGUUACGAUAACUGUUGACUAUAACAACGAAUGUUACGUUAAGUAUAAAGAUGACCGACUGUAACCAUGAUCAUAACCGUGACUAUUAUGUUAACUAUAACGACAGCUAGAACAGCGAUAACUAAACCGAUAACUAUAUUAGCAUCAACACGGUCAGCGUUAUAUUUAUUUAUUGUAAGAGCGUGUCGUCAAAUUUUCAAGUUCUUUAAAGUCUGUGGAUUCUGAUUGGCUGUCAGUGUUUUAUUGUUCAUCAACUAAAAACAAACAAACACUCAAGGUGUUUCCAGCGAAAUUGUUCCCCUGUGCUGUGACCGUUAUAGUUAUUGGUAUAGUUAUCGUUCUUUAAUGCGGCAGGUUGAGUCUGAGGAGGCGUGUGGAUCGGUUCCUCGCGUUAGAUGAUGUCAGAGAUGUUGAUCUUUCGUUCAUAACAUCAGUCACUCAUUCCAGACACGCUCACGCGUUCCUGCCGCUCACAGCACGCUGACGCCACAGCACUGAAGUACAUUACACUGGAGAAGCGCUGCUAAUGCUGCUCUACAUCAGCUCUAAUGGAGUCUAAUAGAGAUAAUGGAGCAUCUCAGUAUCAGCUCUCUCUCUCUCUAGAGCCCCAUAUACUCAUGACUGACGCUCAAUGCAUGUUUGCUCAUUUAAUCACAGCACACACGUCAAACACAGAUAUGCAUCUGACGCUUCAUUCAAGAACGGAUCACUGCACCAGAUCUUGAGGCUGUUGAUGAAUAAAAUAGACCAGAUCCACAGCUCUGCUUCUCUUGGACGAGCGCUGCUUCACCAUUCUCAUUCUCACUCUCAUUGACUCAUCAUGUCUCGUUUAGUGUAAUACGAGAGUCUGUGUGUCUGGAGAAGAGCUUCUCUCGGGCGUGAUUUGAUUUGGGAAUGACAGGAUUGCGGAUUCUCUGAAUACUGAGGCCUGGUUUUCCAUCUGGACAUCAGAUAUGGAUUGGAGAAACGCUCCGAACACGCUUUCAUUCAUUCAUUCCACUCCGUUGCUUUUGUUUUCAGUGUUCAUUCUCUGUAAUUCCACUCAAGGCAUGUUUUAGGUUUUUUUUUGUGAUUUGUUCAGAAACCACAUAUUUGAACAAUCUCAACUACUGACACCCCAUUGAAAACUAUUGAGACGAGUGAAUCUACAACGACAUGUAUGUGUCUGUUAGAAAUGCUUGUAAAACUCUAUGAAAAUGUCAAAGAUGUUCCAGAAACUACAACACUGAAUCUGAACUCAAAGGGGCCAAACUUCACGUGUUCGGAGACGAUGAAAGUCUCACUCGUUAAGCAACUGUUAGCGUAUUUCUAGCAUUAACCUGCUGUUUCUGUAAGGAUCUUUUGUACGUAUAGACGUGUCGCCUUGCUGGUCAAGUCUGGAUUGAUGUGAAACACAGUGAGGUUGUUUUGUUUUAUGUCGACAGUUUACCGUGAUUCCAGAGGACCAUCAUGAAUGUCACAAACUUCUGUUCUUAAAGCAGCUUGCCUUGUUUUGUUUUUUUUUUUGUUUUUUUUUUACACUGAUAUUUAUUUAUUUUCUAUAUUUAAGGCUUGCCUAAUAUGCUUAACAUUUUUUCACAUGUAUUUCUGAUAUACUAAAGCCAAGUGUGAAUAAUUUUAUUGGUGUGUAUGGUGUAACAAAAGCACAUAUUAAUAAACUAUGUUGUAUCUUU
This is a messenger RNA of Labeo rohita (rohu), 5011 nucleotides long. RefSeq names its product suppressor of cytokine signaling 9 (gene socs9). Gene Ontology annotation, cellular component: phosphatidylinositol 3-kinase complex. Bases 413 to 1933 code for a protein of 506 amino acids. The transcript is spliced from 2 exons. Gene Ontology annotation, molecular function: 1-phosphatidylinositol-3-kinase regulator activity. NCBI's taxonomy places the organism in Eukaryota, Metazoa, Chordata, Actinopteri, Cypriniformes, Cyprinidae. Gene Ontology annotation, biological process: phosphatidylinositol phosphate biosynthetic process; intracellular signal transduction. The record is from RefSeq and is a predicted model, not a curated record.